AUGUCCGGGGAUUCCCGACAAUGUCUGCAUCCGCUAAAUGCGAUGACUACCUAUCAAGGACGCCGCACACGGGAAGGCGAUGGCUCUAAUACGAAAGUUAAGCAGCGGCAGUAUCAAGUGGACCGUUGGCGGCUUGAUGAACAACAAUCCAUGCGGUUGAUUCAACGUUCACGACGGCCAAACGACAAACCCGACGCAGACCGACCCACGUCUAAUCGAAGCUGUUCAGAUCAAGACAGCAUCCACGGAAAUAUACACGACUCUCAAGAUCAAUCCAUAUCCGCACCUUGGUUUCCCUUGCCAGUCGACCACCUGCUUCAUCUGAUCAAGUAUAAUGUAUUCAGAGGCCUUGCACAGAACAAAGCGUUGAUUGAAUCCUCCACGAUCCAAUACCAAGAUCCCGAUGCAUUAUCACAUGGGUUCUGCAAUCAUACUGUAUUCCCCAGCUAUUCGGUAAUCAUGCCCGUCGUACCGGACCUCUCCGGCUCGCUCACCCCUACGCCUACCCAAAUGAAUAUGAUACAUUCAACUUGGAUCAAUUUCCUACCUUUUCCAACAUUAAGAGACAGUUUUAUCAAGUGGGAGUUCAGCUUCGAUCAUUCUGAGUUGAUCAAAGAUUUGGUAGGGGAUUUGAUCAACUGGCGCAUAUUCCUGUCCGCAUCAUCAAUCUUAACGGCGGGGCCGGCUGAUGGGACGAGAGUUGUGCAAAAGAAUAGUGACUCCACUGCUACACAGACGGGUCUGAUCGUUUGGGGAGAGCCGCAUUUAGCAGAUAGCUGGGAGGCGACCCCUGAGUUCUUGCAAAAGUGGGCAUGGGCUGCAAUGGACUGCCAAGAAUUGAUAGAUUCGACAAAUCGUUGGAGGACAUCAAGGGGUGAAGGACCUCUGUUCACCGAAAAAAUUACAAGCUAA
Periconia digitata is the source of this 912-nucleotide messenger RNA. Lineage: Eukaryota; Fungi; Ascomycota; Dothideomycetes; Pleosporales; Periconiaceae. The record is from the annotation of a GenBank genome assembly.